Lolium perenne is the source of this 3212-nucleotide messenger RNA. Its product is annotated as protein farnesyltransferase/geranylgeranyltransferase type-1 subunit alpha-like. The record is from RefSeq and is a predicted model, not a curated record. NCBI's taxonomy places the organism in Eukaryota, Viridiplantae, Streptophyta, Magnoliopsida, Poales, Poaceae.
CGUGCGAUGGCGACUCACUGGACCGCCUGUAGGAGCAGGCGCCGCGGACUACGGGACCACAGGAGUACCCGCGAGGGCGGUCCUCCAGCCAUGGCGUCGUCGUCGGGGGAGGAAGACGGGGCGAGGAUGAGUGCUGGCGCCCGGGAGCUGGCGGACAUGGCGCCGGUGCCCCUGAGCGACCGGGCCUGCCCCGUGGUCUCCAUCGCCUGUCGCGGCUUCCGUGCCUUCUACGUCGACGGCAAGUGCUGCGCUCGCGCCCUCUGCCUUACAGUCGAGACCAUCUACGGAUCUACCUCAAGCCCCCAUCUCAACAACACGAUCUGGUAUUUCAGGCGUGUUGUUCUUGAGGCACUGGUCUGAUUUGCUGCAAGAACACCCAGCCCGAGGAUGGCUUGGCAUAGAUUGCGUGACUGUUGUUGCUACUAUACUGUAACAGACGGCCGCUUCGACGAGGAGACAUGAAAUUGCAGUAAGACACACUGCCUCAUUUAUCAUUUUUGCUUUAGUCUAAGCUAACUAAUGCUCUAUGAAAUCACAUUAAAUCUGCAGGAGCCAAAAAAAUAUAUUUAUGAUCUGUUGCAUAGAAAUAAUGUACUUUAUAAUAUUUUCCCUGAUUGUGGCUCGCGGCCAAUUUGUAGAAGCUUAAACUAGUGAGAUUAAGGCAAAGAAAGAAGCUAAUAUUUGCUCAAUUUAAUUUUCAGACGUGGUUCUUUUACUCCCACAAUAAUUAGGCAUAAAGUUCUUUCGCAUUAUUGUAACACUGUAUCUUAUAAAUAGUGAUGAACAAGGUUACCUUAAGACCUAUGACAUGUACGCCAUAUUGAUGAAGAUGCCACAGAUAUUUGAUUCUGUUAAAAGUUUCUACCUUUACUCUGGUCAAGAUAGUUACCUGAUCUCCAAUAUCUUAGUGGAAAGUGCAUCCAAAUUAUGACACUUCUAUAUUUCUAUUCUUUAUGCAGUAUAUAAAUAUUGUUCACUUGCUUUAAACUGUUUAUGCGCAUUUAAGAUAUGAAGUGCAAUCAAGGUUAAAAAAAGCGCUAAGCGCUAAGCGAGCCGUGAGACUCUGCCUAGAGGAACUACUGCUUAAGCGAGCUUAAGCACCGCUUAAGCGAGCUUAAGCACCGCUUAAGCGUGCAUGGCAAAACAGACAUAUGUGUGAGCCUUAAAUAGGAAAUAUUGAAUAACCUCACGUAGUUCUGUGUUAUUUCUGGUCCAACAAAAGGCCCAACAUGAUGCCUCUUGUUUCUCAGGUCGUAGCCAAACACAUGACCCCCUCCAAAAGGCCCAAUAACCUCACAUACUGCAAAUAAAUCGAUCCCCUCGUGCUUCCCAUCCUCCCAGAUCCCAGGUCGUAGCCGCCACUCACGCACACCUUCCUCUCACUUUGAUCCCCUCGAUCUGGACUGGAAGGGGAUGAGGGGAACGAGCUGUUGGAGGAAGGGGACCCUGUCUAGGCGGCCUUGAGGAAGAUCUAGAGGGCGGCGCGAAAGAGGAGCUUGACCAGCGGCGCGGAGGAGCUCCAGUGGUGUUGCCUCUUGCUUCUGCCUCGACACGGGAGUGAAAUUGGGAUGAUUACGGAAUUCCUAACCCUAACCCUCUUGCUUAUGCAUCGACACCGCGCGAGAGCCCGCCUCCACAGCUCCUCCUCGCUUUUCCUCUCGCUCAAGCCGAAAGCUGAGCGGAAGGGCUCCGCUUAGCUCUAAUCUACGCUUAAGUUUUGAACCAUGAGUGCAAUUAGAAAAACACGUGGGGUCAUUAACUAAUUUUAAACUCCUUUAAAAAAAUUCAGUUCUAUGCAUGUGUAUAUGUGUGUAGUUACCUUUCUUCAGUUUUUUCGGGCCAGCUGCUCUUAUUGCUGCAGUAGUAUAUUUUGAUCUAUAUAUGCAUGUACUUUGUAACGCACACUUUCCACCAGAAACUUCCUGGGAAAGGUUAUCUGCAAACUUAUAUGUCUAUCGGUUGGGAUGUAUGAAAAUGACAUAUCCACAGUCUGAAAAUAGUAAUUAUUAUGUGUAUGCAUGUUUGUGUAAUCUAAUAUCCUCGGAUUAACAGUACAGUUUAGGUAUAGAUGCCAGUGGAAGCGCAGCUGUUGUUGCAGAUUCAACUCAGAGCCUGCAAUCAUGUAAGUAUAACAAUGAUGUAUCUCUACUCAUGGUUCACUUUUCCCGUUACCAGAAAUAUAACAAAUUUUAGGAAAUCUGAGUAGAGAUCCAUUGUUAUUUAGGGCAGGUGGGAAAUCACGAAUUCUUUUCUGACGAGCAUUGCUGAAAUUUUGUUGUUGUAUAGUUUUUUUGUCUACAAAUGCCAGAUCCCCAUAUAGGUGAUUUUUUUUCCUGUUAUUUUCUUACUAGAUCUGGGUAGCCCAGAAACGCUUCUUGGAAGAGUUUUGUACUACACCGCCUCAUAGCCUCUUUAUUGAUCCACACACAGCACAAUUAUAGUACUUGGCUUUUGGCUUCCCUUGAAGUUUGUUUAUAGUUUAUUGGAAUAAGAGAUUUAGUCGAGCAGCAAACCGGCACGAAGUAUUGUCAAUGGUACCAAAUUGGUUUUGUUCUCAAUUGAUUAUCUGUUGCUGGAUCAAUGGUUGUCCAAACUGAAUCAAUGCUAGCAUAUUGUCCCUUUUUCACCAAAAUAAUGUUGACUUCCAAAAUAGAAAAAUCCAUGGUUAUAAAACACUUUUCUUAUCUAUGUAUCUGGAAACAUUUUAUUUGCAAUUUAGCAUGAUGCAACAGUGGUCUUUGCCCAACAAAAUUUGGUGAUUCAUGAUACAGACAUACAUUCAGGAUGAUUAGCAUUUUGUAUCACAUAUUCUUCUCUACAGAAUUUGCUAGACAUGUAUUUCUCAUCUAAGCUCUCUGAUCUCUUUAUAGCAGACAAUAUUUAGGGUGCGAUGGAAUGCAAACUGAUAGUGUCUCACAUUUCCACCAGAUAGGAUACGGAGAGUCCGAGAUUCCAACUUAUUUUCAAAGAUGUGUUAGCACAAACUCACAUUGUGAAUAGAAGUAACUAUUUUCCCUAAAGAACAUGGUAUUUAUUUAUUUUGGAAGAGUUCCAUUCGGCCGUCCUCUGCAUACAUAUUGCGACCAAGCAUUUUCACAAUUCUCAUGUUUAAUACGUACAUGAUACGUCUCCAACGUAUCUAUAAUUUCUGAUGUUCCAUGCUUGUUUUAUGAUAAUAUCUACAUGUUUUGUUCACACUUUAUGAUGAUUUU